Molecule: messenger RNA, 10344 nt
Organism: Toxorhynchites rutilus septentrionalis
Lineage: Eukaryota; Metazoa; Arthropoda; Insecta; Diptera; Culicidae
Product: A-kinase anchor protein 9
Exons: 14
Coding region: 178-9717 (3179 amino acids)
Biological process (GO): signal transduction
Molecular function (GO): molecular adaptor activity
Source: RefSeq, a predicted model, not a curated record
GUCAGAAAUCCAAAACAAACAGCAGAGUGGAACGAUUAUGCGUUUUUCACAGUUGCGGUGCUUUUUACGCUUUUGAGGAAAAUGUAGUGCGAGUGGUACAAAUCUUCAAAGAACGGUUAACUUUAUUUCAAAGUGGAAUGUGACAAUUGUAAAUAUCAAGUUGAUGUUGAUUAUUGCAUGAUGAAUAUCGGACGUCUUAAGUUAAAACCCAGAGGGAGUUCAGGGAGCAAAACCAACAGCUCCCGAUCAAUCACCGAGGGAUCCACCAGUUCGCCACGGUUUGCAGUGUCACAAAAAUCCGAUGUUGGUAAAUCAUCGACGACAGACAAUGGUGGUGCAAUAGUACAACCCAGCCGUUCGGAGCAGUCGGUUCGCUUUAACUUGGAGGACGAAAUCAUCGGUAGCCUCAGCGCAAGCAGUGCCAGUGAAGCAAGUAGCGGCACCAACCAUGAGGACAGUUUAGAGAUUAUGGAAGAGAUAGAAGCGCAGGACGAUGGCAGUAAACACGAUGGGAAUCUCUCCAGCAGUAUAUCGGAGAAAAUAUCGAUGAAUCUCGAGAAGACUGGACAAGCAUCCGGUGUUCAGAAAACGGCAGACGCCAGGAAAAGAACUUUGUUUGAUUUUGAGGACAAGCAAGACGAAUUGUUCCUCGGUGGCGUUGCAAAUAGGUCAAACUUUGAUAUAGAUGAUUUACAACUAUCGGGAGACGAAAUUGCUCAACACUUUCAAUCGCACGGCUCUGACGAUGAUCCAAAGGAUGAUAUUUUUAGUGUGAAAUUUAGCAGAAGAAGAAAAUUGCUACAGCAGAAUCACGAUGUUGACUCACUGGAGCAAAUAUUGAAUGACAUAGGUUCUUCGGAGGGGGAAGACGAAGUGAAACAAGAAGUGAAAUCAAGUGUGUCUGAAGAGAAAAAAUCAAGUGCAAGCAUAGCUUCUGAAAAGCAGUCGGCUAAUCGGCUAAAGGAAUUAUCUCCGUUGAAUGAAGAUGAUGUGUUAAUCAACAAUAAUAAAGUGAAUUUGCACUCGCUGAAGAAACCCCAUAAGCAAUCAAAUGUACAAGAUAACAGUGGUGAUAACAGUUUGAACACAACUAAUGAUAUUUCGGAGUUGGCCCGUGAUACGGAAAGUGAACGCAUAAUGAGUGAUAAUUACGAUCGAAGUUCGCGAAGCGAAAGCUCUUCCAACAAACAAGAUGACAAUUAUGAAAAGCGUUCUCCCCGAAGCACAUUGCAGCCGCUGUCAAGAAGCAAAAGUGUGGAAGCAGAGCAGUGUUCGAAAGAAAAUGUGAAGCCGACGUUCGCCAGCCUCGGUGAUGUGGAGAUGAGUGAUGCUGCGGCAUCAUCAGAUCAGCAUAAUCGCAGUGUUGAGGAGGAUAAUUCCAUCGAGGAACUGAUAAUGUCGAAUCAUUCGAUCGAAAUAUCGGUCGGCGCACUUGGCGCUGGCAUAGUUGCAGAGGACAUCACUGAGUCCAACAUAAAUCAGUUGAGUCGAGCCGAGCACCCGGAAGAGGAGAGCUCGAGUGAUAGUAAUUCGUCGGGCGAUUUAAAAGAGAAAGUUAUGACAUCUAGUAAAUCGUUCGAAGAAGCAAAAUCACAGCAUGAGCUGGAGAUUAUGUGCGAUAAGCUGGAAGACAAUGAAACCGUUGGCAGUAAACAGAUGGAAAAAGUGACGGAGUUCAAAGAACCGUUAGAGGAUAUUUCGGAAGAAUCAGAACAAACGCUUCAUAAUUCAAAUCAUUCGCAUGAAAGAACGGAUACAGAGGGUGAAAGAUCCAAAUCGUUCAUUGUGAUUGAAAAGGGCAAAGAAAUACGUAAGAUACUGGAAGAGAAGGUUCUACAAAAGCAACUUAGCAUAAGCAGUACAAUAUACGAAGACAAUAAAGAAAAUAUAUCAGAUUCUUUGCCACCGAAUAAAUCACUUGACCUAGAUAGUGUUGUUAGUUUAAACUUGUUCAAAGCGAUGGAAAACGAGAUAAAAAAAUUACACGAAACCAUUGCCGUGAAAGAUGUGAUGUUGGAGAGUCUGUCGAGAAGAGAUUCAUUGAAAGAGGUUCGGGCAGAUUCGUUAAAAGAUCCACAACGAUCGAGUGAUUCGAACAGCAUAGCUACCAAUUCAACUGAAUACAGACCGCUCAACGAACAAAGCGCAUCGACUAAGGAUUUGCACGACCGAAUAGCCGAGCAAAAUGGAUGGAUAGAGAUACUCGCUGACAAACUUCGAGAGACUAUCGAUGAUCGGGACCGAUUACACAAGGAAGGCUUGAACUUGGGGGCGGAGAUUGAACAGUUAAAAAAACAGGUUGCUGAAAACGUCGAAGUGAUAAAGCAUAAACCACACUGGAUGCGGGAUCAGGAAAGUACCGGUCAGAGAAUCUCGGAAAUAUCCAUCGAUCUAGUCAGUGAAACCGAUGAAGCACUGUCCGAUUUCCCCGAUAUGUACGAGGCAAGAUCGAACAGGAAUUCGCGAGAAAGACAGCUAGAUAUUAAUUUGGAAGUGGACUACUCUGAACAGAACCCGCUCCAUAUUCCCAUCACUAUGUCCAAUCAAGUGGAACAAUUCAGGAAAUAUCUAUCCCCCGACGAGCUUAGAUUGUUCAACAUGGUGCAAAGGAAAUUUGACGAUUUCUUGAAACAGGAACUGGACAAUCUGUCGGAAAAACACGAAGAUGAAGUUAAAAUACUCCAGGAACGAUUGGAGUUGCAAAAAACCGAACGUGAAAGCGAAGUUAGUCGUCUCCGACAAAUGCUGGCCAACGUCAAAAGCGGAUCGACAGAAGUCGUGGAGCUACGCAAUGAGAUGGAGGCGCGCCAUACUCAAGAAAUGGAUGAUCUGCGCCAAUUUUUCGAGAAAAAAUGUGCCGAACUGGAGAAGCAGUAUUCGGAAGAGGUAUUCUCGCAGCAAAGUCGACGAUUGUCGAACGACACGGCGACAGACAUUUCGGAUCAGGAAGAUUUCCCUGAAGAGAACGGUGGAUAUCAAUCGAAGCCCUGCAGUCCAAAGCGCAAGCUGAAGGAUGAAAUUUAUCAAAGCCCAACGCACCGGAAGAUUACUCCAACGACAGUCGAUACAACGGAUGGAAGUGCUGAUGAGGUUUUGGCGGUCGAAUCGGCUCUUGCCAAGGAACCUGAUACAAGCAUGGAAGGACUUCGUAGUUUCUACCAAAACAAAAUAAAAGACUCGAAUCGAAAGCACGAAGUCGAAAUCAAUCGGUUGCGAGAAAGACUGAAACAAUAUGAAGAUAAUGACACCAACGAAGAAUUUAUUUCAAAUAACGAAACCACCCUCACGAGCCAAUCUGCAUCCCAUCUGAUAACACAAGUAGUAGCGUCACAGAGUGCAGUGCAGCCGGACAGUACCGCAUCCCAACCCGGUGUUGUGUUACUAACAGAAAAAAGCACCGAUACCAUCACCACCACCACUAACAUUACAACGGUGGAUAUUGGUACCGAGCCGAGCGAUGAUCUGCACGAGAUAAUCGCUGACUACGAGCGACGUUUGAAGGAACAAGUUGCGCUCGCCCGGCAGGAUGUUCUGCGGGAGCUGGAGGUGCAGAUACAGACUCUGCUAUCUGACUCGGCUACAGAGGACAGCGACUGGCCCGCAGAAUUUGUGUUGCUCAGAGAAAAAUUCACUGCCAAAAGCCAACUGGAAAUUGCUCAACUUCAGAUUAAACAUGAAGAAGAGAUGGCCCGAAUAAAAGCCGACUUUGAGAAGCAGCUACAGUGGAAAUUGAAGCGUCAGACAACGUUCGACUCGGCACGUGAUUUCGACAAAAUCAUCAGCGAAAGGGACAAUCUUCGGGAGCUUUCGUCAACACUGCGGAACAUACUCGGUGAACUGGUGAAAUAUGUUUCGAAUUGUGAAGAAGAUUUGAACAACACAUUUAUCGGCGAGCUACAAAAGCACGGAAUUGUGUCCUGCGCUGGAGAGGAAACACUGGAGACUUCCUUGUUGGAUAUGAAUGCUUCGACUGUGUUAACAUUGUCACCGAAGAAGAUUGUAAAGUUCGCACCAGAUGUGUCUGGUUUGAUGACUGCUAUCGAGGAUCCUUCCUUGCUCGAGUUUAUUUCGAAGGAAAACAUUGGUGGAAAUCAGUCGGCUAAUUUGGACGAUUGUUUGGAGCGGUUAAGGCUCGAGGCGACACAGAUUUUGAAGUUGUCUGAAAAGCUUGCCAAACAAACCCUAUCCAAAGACGAAGAUUUGGACAAAGUUUCGGUGAAGAGUGACAGUUGUGAGGAGGAAGACGGUUUAAAACGUGCGUUUAAUAGAAAAGAGGUUACGAACACUCGUUCGCUUGAUGACAACAUGGUUCGGGAAAGUAGCGGCCCUACCGAGAAUCAACAAGUCAAGGCUUGUAGCCUUCCAACUGAUUUGGGAGCUAUUCAAUCGAGCAGUGAGUUGAAUAUUCAACUGCAUGAAUUGCGGAAUCGGCUGUUGAAAUCGGAAGAUGAGAAACGUUGUUUGAAAAGUGAGCUAGAUGAAGUGCUAAGUAAACAUAGUAGUUUGGUAGUUGAGCUGAGCGAAACUAAACAACACUUGUUGGAGUUGAACACUCAGAGGGUUGAAUUCAGCGAGGGAUACGGCACGAAUGUAUUGAUGCCAUGCGUCCAGUGGUCGAGCAAUAGUUUUUUCGAGUUACAGGAAAGGGCUAAGCACAUUUUGGGUAGUGCCAAUCUUGAUUCCUCGAUUGACCAGAGUGCCAAUUUACUACAACUAGUCGAAGAUUUCUGUCGAGAAGGAGAACGUUAUAUGGAAGAUGAAAAGCGUGAUAAAACGGAUCUUCAGUCGCAAAAAGUUACUGAUAACAGUAACGAUUCCGUCAGUAAGAUCGAGGCUGCCGACAAGCAACUGAAAGCCACUCGACAGUUUCUCGAGGAGCAAGCCGCUGAACGGGAACUGGAACGUGAUGAGUUUGUGAAAGAAAUCCAAAGGCUCAAGUCACAGUUGCGAGAGAAAGACAAGGACAAGGUGAACUUUGAGCGUGUCACGAAAGAGGAAGGAUUAUUGUGUGGCAGUUGUAGUUGUGAUAUCGAUAAUCGGGAGAUUAUUGAAAAACUGGAAUCAGUGGAGCAACAAAGCAAGGAGUUUUCCACUCAGCUCACUGAGAAAGACGAUAAAAUAAGGAAACUUGAAAUUGACCUCAAGGAUUCGAUCGACAAAGGCUUUACGCUCAGAGAAAUCAUUACCGAGCUUGAGACCCAGAUCGAAAGCAAAACAAUCAACGAGCACGUUUUGGAUGUCAAGAUCAAGGAGCUAGAGAAUUACAUCGACGCUCAGAAUCGCCAGAAUGAAUCGCUUCACCACGAGGUUGAGAGCAUCAGGACCGACAUCGCCGUUCGGGGGUACGAGGACAAGAUCGCCAAGCUGGAGGAGGAACUGCAACGAACUCGACCCAGUGUUGAGCAUAGUUUGGUGCUGGAAGCGUUGACGGCCCAACUACGUGACAUCGAGGAAACGCUCGACAAGAAAGCCAGAAAUCUCGAAACGCUACAUUCCAAUUCGGCCGCAUCGCUCGUGUGUAGCAGUCCUUCCGAGGACGUCUCCGUGAAUCACGAGAGUCCUUUGCACAAGAAAAAGAUCAACGAGAAUGGCAAUGCAGGUCAACCUCUGCCACCACUGCCUGUGGAUGAAGUGCAGCGUAUUUUCGAUAAACUCCAUCGUCACACACGGAUCGAAGAGGUCGCAAUCAAGCGUAUAAACGAUCUGGAGAUGCAAAUCGGUGGUUUGCGUGGCAGUUUUGCGGAGUUACAGCAUGAACGCGAUGUGCUGCAGGAGAGGAUGUCCGAGCAAUCGCUCAAAAUUACAACGCUACAAUCGAAGCUGGACGAGCAGCGAUUGCGAGCCGAAGAGCUUCAUCGUCAAGGUACAUCGCACCUGACGGUGAAAGUACACGAUUUGCAGAAUGAGUUAGUCAAUCUCAAGGAAACACUUCAGACCCGCGACAAGCAGAUUGCCAGUCUGAAGAACUUUCUCGAGAACAGCCAGCAGGUUAUCGAGCGCCAGGAGAAGGAACUCGCCAUCAAUCAGGCCAACAACGAUCGCAGCCAGUAUGAGCUGAAGCUGGAAGCGGAUCUGCGUGCCAAGUGUGACGAGAUACAGCAGCUCAAGAGUAAAAUACAAAAUGAAAUGAUCAAUAAGGUGGCGUUGCCGGAUCUCAUGGAAACAAUGUUGGCGGACAAAAACGACGAGAUAGAUCAGUUGAAGGAAAAGCUCAACGAGUUGCAAACACAGCAGCACAAAUCUCAACCUAUUUUGCUCAGUCACGGCAAAGAAGAUGACAACGCGCGGACUUUGAGCGACAUCGUCUCAAUUACCGACUGCGACGAAUCCGAUAUGGUGAUGCGACGUAUGCCCGAACAGGGUGAAAGGUUUCUACCAGCCAACAGCAUUCCGAUGAUGUUCUGGACAGAUUUGUGUGUCUUGACGAUUAAGGAAACUUCUAGCACCAUGUUUCACUCAAAGGAAGCACCACAGACGUCAGCGGGCAUUCACCACCCUUCCGCCAACGCAUCCGGAUCGCCACAUCUGCCAAAACCGUCACUUUUCCCACCAAGUUUCGAGGCUCCGUUCUUCCAAAACUUUUCCGCUGCCUUCGCCCGGCCAACUUCAUCCGCUGGUGCGAGUAGUGGAGGAGGCACGCCGGAGUUUUUGCCCAGGCAAAUAAAUUUCUCCGUGGUGGAUGAUUCCAGAUCGACGGAGUCACGUAGCUACGUCAGGGAACCGGCCUUCAUUGAAGAGAUACAGGAUGAGGUAGAGGAGGUAGUGCCAGUGAAACGCGGCGGCGAAAGUGGUGUAGCGCGUCUAUCGGACAUAUCGGAAAAUGCAAUCGAAGAAGACAGAGGUAAGCUUGAGAAUGAGCUUGAAUCGUUGAAGCUAGCUUUAGAUAGGGUCACCAACGAGAAGAAUGAAUCGCUGAAACGUCUGCAGGCAGAUAUUCAGAACAAAAUAGAUCUAAUAUCCGAUAUACAGGUAGAGCUAGCUGCUAGAAAUAAGCUCUACGAAGAUUUGUUGCAAGAGAAAAAGGAUAUUAGGGAAGAGUUGGAAAAUGUGAAAGUUAGCUUGCGAGAACUUGAAUGUGAGGCAGAAAAGUUUAAGAAGAAGGAGGUGGAAUUGCAAGAGGCGGUUGGACAGAUUGCUCAGAAGGAAGAAGAGAUAGCUGAAGUGAAGCUUCUUUACGCAAAACUUUGUGAUCAGGUGCAACAACAGACCAAAGAGAACGAAUUGCUGAAGUCAGAACAACAGAAGAACGUGCUUCUGUUGGACACAUUGAAGCAGCAAGUCGAAUCGUUAAAUAAAACCAUUGGUCACAAAGAUGAGCUUUUGACUAAAUUGGAAAAAGAUAUUUUAAAUUAUAGCAAAAAUGAAGAAAAGUAUCUCGAGCAGUUGAAAUCGCUGGACGCCAAAGAAACUGAACUGAAAAUUAUGCAAGGUAACUACAAAGAUCGCUUGCAUGAAAUUCAGAUCUUGAACGAGGAUAAUCGCUUUUUGAACGAGGACAUAAAUCGGUUGAAGAAUGAGAUAGCAAGAAGUUCGUCUUCGAAUCCAACGUCGAAUCCUUCAUACGUUCAGUUUCUGAAGCAAAAUUGCGAAAAGUUCGAGGAAGAGCUUCGGGAGACAAAAGUUAUGCUUACUGAAAAGAUGCUAUCGCUCGAACGGGUCAAGAUUGAUCUGGCCAGCUGUCAGAAUGAAGCUGAGCUGUUGAAGAAUCAGUUGAAGGAAAAAGAAAUGGUUAUCGCGCAAAUUGGUGAUGAUGGAAACAGUUUACACGAGGCGUUAUCGAACAUUCAAAACAAAAUGCAGGAAAACAAUAAUAACCUGAACAAAAAACUUCGAGAGGAGCAGCUUCGGAACGAAGCCCUUCAGGCGGAGGUCGACUCGUUGAAGACUCAGAUUCAAAGAAGUGACAAUUCGUCCAGUCCGAAGCCUUUUUCGGUUGAAGAAAUCGCCGAGCAGUUAGAGAAAGAGCUAAACUAUUCUGCCCAACUGGAUUCGAGUAUAAUGAAGGCGAUUGAGAGUGAUGACCUGAAUUCGGAAGACGAAAACGAGAACCCAGAAACAAAAGCAGUAGGUGAGGAUCAAAAUGACGGAAAAAAGUUGGAAGAAUUGACGCAACUGCUGCACAUGGAAUUGCAGAAAAGUGCCAAACUGCUCGAAGAAGAAAAACAAAAUUCCAACGCGAUUCAGUUGCAAGACGCCGACAUAAUUGAGGCGAUGCGUUUGAGUCUGGAAGCUGCGAUUGAAAAUGAGAGUAAGUUGCAAAAUCUUCUGGCGGAAGAGAAGCGGAAGAAUGAGCGGCUGUCGACUCUGAUGGCUGGUGUCCAACGGACAAAAUCUUUCGAUAACUACUUGCUGAUGAAUCGCGUCAAUUCUCCUCAAGAAUCUCCCACCAGAAGACUCAAUCGAAGUAAUGAAUUUGAGUCUGAAAUGGUAGCACGGUUUGAAAGCGAGAUUAAAUUUUUGACCGCCCAAAACGAUAGGGAACGUGAGCGAACCACCGAUUUGCAGCGUGUUUUGGAAAGGGAAAGGAAUCGCUUUGAAAAAGAGAUUGCUGAUAGGAACGAACAUGGGGAACAGGUGAAGAAAGAACUGAUGAGAAUUACGAAGGAGAAAGACCGUCUCGAAGUUGAGUUUGAUCACGAGCAAGAAAAGUUAAUACUGGCUCACAAAGAAAUAGAGAGUUUGGAAAAAAGAAUCAGCGCUUUGCAGGAGGCGGAGUCGAUGCGUUCAAUUCGCAGAGAGCGAUUGUCCGGUUAUAACUCGCUCGAAUCUCAAGAACUUCAGUCGCGCCUUGAACUCGUAGAAAGAGAGCGUAAACAGUUGCAGGACACCGUCCAAAAUCUCAAGGCCGAAUUAGAGCGCCGUAAACAUCGUGAAGCAAAACUGACCGAAGCUCUGAGCCGGGAAAACUCAUUGUUUGAAAGUGGACAGGGGUCUGUACCAGAAGAAUUUUUGACGAAAUUAAAAGAUUUAAACAGAAUGUUGGAGGCGAAUGCACGAGAGAACCAUCACCAAGCUGAGACUCUUCGAAACAUGAUGGAAGAACGCAAAGCACUGCAACUAAGAAUUCAAGAACUGGAACGACAUAGUAUUCAUGGAACCGUGCACCGUUACAAUCGUGAUGAUCUCGAAGAACGCGCCAAUCACUUGUUUGGCAAAUAUCUCCGAUCGGAAAGUCACCGGAAGGCUCUGGUUCAUCAAAAGCGUUACCUGCAAAUUGUACUGUCUUCGUACGAGGAAAACGAGUCGAAAGCACUUCAGUUGCUCAGCGCCCAGACCUCAUCACCGCAUCUACAGGGGCUACCGCUCGCAUGCAUAAAACAAGAGCGCGCAGACGAUCUCCGCAAGAAGCGCAGAUCAUUCCGAGCCGUUGUAAACGCUGUUAUCGCUAUCGAACGGAUGAAGUUCAUCGUUCGAAAGUGGCAGGGUGGACAGCGAGCAUGUGCGAAGGCAAUCUUUUCCCAGCAAUUCACUCCCAGGCGGACACAAUCCGCGAGUACCAACGUGUGGACUCGAUCACCAAACUCGCACUUUGUGGAAUACAAUGCGUCUCCAUCUUCUCGAGAUCGGACCGCAUUUCACCAUCACCACCACCAACAACAACAACAUCAACAACAGCCCGUUCAAAGUUAUUCCGGUCAUUUCAUGGGAUUGCCGGAGGCCCAGGAACUGCGGGACAAAUUCGAUCAGCAGUAUAGUCGUUUAGUUGGUAAUCGGUAGGAUAAACCUUCUCUCAUUUUAUGGUUAUGACAACACAGCUUAGUUUAUUUUCUUUUUAAGAGACAAAAGUAUUAAUUUGUAUAAUAUAUGGUUUACUUUUUCUAGUCAUAUUUUCAUGACUCUCUCUUACGGUUUAGUUGGUGAAACUGAAGCUAAGGUAGUUUGACAAAGUAGAAAAAUAAAUCAAGCUGUCGUUAUCUGUUACGAUAGUGAGAAUACAAUUCAUAACAACAAUGAUGUUUCAAUAGUGCCUUAUAAAUUCACGCAAAUUUCCACAAACCUUACCUAGAAUGAACAAAUUCUAACAAACACAUACAUCGCAUAAUAGCUACUAUAUUACAAGGGUUAGGAAUCAGGAUAUUAACCAGAGCUCGCAUGGAAUCGACAAUGUGUAUUAUCUUAAUUAUAACCUAAAUUUAACGCAGACUCUGCAUCAAUCAACGUUUUGUUUUGUCUUAAAUUUCAUGAUAGAAUUUUCUGAGAUUCGAUUUAUUUUCACGAUCAGAUGACAUGCAAUUUGCCUCUAAAUUGCGUGGAGAUUGAUCCCAGAUGUACAGUGAUUAUAUUAACUGAGCUAGUUCGAUAAAUAUUUUAGAAAUUCAACACAACUAUGAAUAUAAAUUAUUA